Messenger RNA from Miscanthus lutarioriparius, 5997 nucleotides. The record is from the annotation of a GenBank genome assembly. NCBI's taxonomy places the organism in Eukaryota, Viridiplantae, Streptophyta, Magnoliopsida, Poales, Poaceae.
AUGGCAUCAAAAGGUCCCCGGUCAAAGCUAGACCAUGAGACAAGAGCUAGGCGUCAAAAGGCUCUUGAAGCUCCAAGGGAGCCUCAACGGCCAAAAGUUCACUGGGACCAUGUCCUUGCUGAGAUGGUGUGGCUGGCAAAGGAGUUUGAUUCUGAGAGAAAAUGGAAGUUGUCCAUGGCCAAAAAGAUUGCUCAAAGAGCAAAUAAGAGCAUAGUUGACCAAGCAACAAAGGGCGAGAGAAAACAGAAGGAGGAAGAACAUAGAAUGCGAAAAGUUGCCCUUAAUAUGUCAAAGGAUGUGAAGAAGUUCUGGAUUAAAAUAGAAAAGCUGGUAUUUUAUAAGCAUCAACUGGAGGUUGAGGAGAGAAAGAAGAAGGCUCUUGAUAAGCAACUUGAUUUCCUUUUAGGUCAGACUGAAAGGUAUUCGACAAUGUUGGCGGAAAACCUUGUGGACAUGCCCUAUUCCCAAAACCUAGAAAACGGGACUUUGCAGAUAAACCAACCAUCCCAUCAAGAAGAAGUAGCAGAAGAGAACAUAAAUGCAGCCAUUCCUGAUGAUCUUGAUAAUAUGGAAGUCGAUGGUGAUUAUGAGAGCUCCUUGGAUGAAGAGCCAGAAGAUGAUGAGCAGACAAUCGAUGUGGAUGAAGCUCAGAUCACCGAAGCUGAGCGGAAUGAAGAACUAGCUGCUUUAGAGGCAGAAGCUGACCUACCACUGGAUGUUAUUCUCAAGAUAUUCUUGAACCAGGCUAAUGGCUGUGAUCAUGAACCUGCUCACUCUUCAACUGACGAUGGCAAUUCUUCUGAGGAAGUGGAUGAUGGUCAAUCUUAUGCUGAGUUUGUGAAGAAAAGUCAUGGUAAAAGUAACGGAAAUAUUUCUUCUAUCAAUGAUCAGGAGGACGAAGAUUACAUUGCUGCUGAAGAAGUAAAGGAUGACGAAACAACUUUGUCUGAAGAGGAAGAAUUGGCAAAGAAAGAAGAUCCUGAUCAUCUGGAAGAGAUUAAGUUACUGCAGAAGGAGAGUGAGAUACCACUAGAAGUACUUCUCGCGAGGUACCGAAAGGAUGGCUGUGCAGAUCAUGAAACAGCGGAGUUGGAGAAUUCACCCCAUUUUAUUGAAGAGGUCAAUACUGACAUGUCUUUGGAUGAUCAAUCUGUGAACAUUUUGGAAGCGAAAAGUGAUAUAUUUGUGGAUCACCAAUCCAGGGAUGUGCUGGAAACUGAGCACAAGGCUCUACAAUCAGAAAUCGAUGUGGUGGAAACUGAGCAGGAGGCUCUACAAUCAGAAAUCGCAUCAGAGCCUUGUGCUCAACAAAAUUUUGUGGAAGAGAAUAAUCUCACUGAUGUUAAGGCAGUCCAUGGAGAUAAGAGUGAUGAUGUAAUUGCUGAUGCUGCAGCUGCUGCAAGAUCAGCACAACCAACUGGCAACACCUUCUUGACUACAAAAGUGCGCACGAAAUUCCCAUUCCUUCUUAAGCAUUCUCUUCGUGAAUACCAGCAUAUAGGGCUGGAUUGGUUGGUUGCUAUGUAUGAGAAGAGGCUUAAUGGAAUUCUAGCAGACGAAAUGGGUUUAGGCAAGACAAUCAUGACUAUCUCCUUGCUUGCACACCUUGCGUGUGAGAAGGGGAUAUGGGGUCCUCAUCUUAUUGUCGUGCCGACUAGUGUUAUGCUAAAUUGGGAGACUGAAUUUCUUAAGUGGUGUCCUGCUUUUAAAAUACUGACUUAUUUUGGAAGUGCAAAGGAGAGAAAGCAGAAACGUCAGGGCUGGAUGAAACCAAAUUACUUCCAUGUUUGCAUCACAACAUAUAGGCUUGUCAUUCAGGACUCUAAAGUGUUUAAGCGAAAAAAGUGGAAGUAUCUUAUUCUUGAUGAGGCUCAUCUGAUAAAGAACUGGAAAUCACAGCGUUGGCAGACUUUGCUCAACUUUAAUUCAAAGAGACGUAUUCUUCUGACUGGAACUCCACUGCAAAAUGACCUUAUGGAACUUUGGUCCCUCAUGCAUUUUCUGAUGCCUCAUGUAUUUCAGUCUCAUCAGGAGUUCAAGGAUUGGUUCUGCAAUCCAAUUUCUGGGAUGGUGGAAGGCCAAGAUAAAGUAAACAAAGAAGUUAUAGAUCGAUUGCACAAUGUCCUUCGUCCAUUUAUACUGCGUCGACUGAAAAGGGAUGUUGAGAAACAGUUACCAAGGAAGCAUGAGCAUGUCAUAUAUUGCCGACUUUCUAGAAGGCAAAGGAACUUGUAUGAAGAUUUUAUCGCUAGCUCAGAGACACAAGCAACACUGGCAAGUGGGAAUUAUUUUGGCAUGAUAAGCAUCAUUAUGCAACUUAGAAAGGUCUGUAACCAUCCAGAUCUUUUUGAAGGUCGCCCAAUAAUAAGCUCAUUUGAUAUGGCUGGGAUUAACAUGCAGCUCAGCUAUUCAGUCUGCAUGCUCCUUGAUAAGAGUCCAUUUUCUCAGGUGGACCUGUCUGAUAUGAAUUUUGUGUUUACUCAAAAUGAAUUUAGCAUGAGUUCCUGGGAAGCUGACGAGGUCAUCUCUGCCUUUCCUUCAAGUAUCACCUCCAGGAAUUGUGACUUGGAUAUUUUUUGCUCUAAUAAGGAUCAUCAGGGAAGUAAUUUGACAAACAUUUUCGAAGAUAUUCAGAAAGCCCUACAGGAGGAGAGAAUAAAGGAAUCCAGAGAAAGGGCAGCUUCCAUUGCAUGGUGGAAUAGAGUUAGAUGCCAAAAGAGGCCUGUCUAUGGCACAAACACGAGACAUGUUUUGACUGUAAAUCAUCCUGUAUCAAAUAUUCUUGAUAAGAGGAACAACCCUUUGUGCCACAUGGACUAUUCAUCAAGCCUUGCAGAUCUUGUUCUUCCAUCUGUGGAACGCUUUCAGAAAAUGCUUGAUGUUGUUGAAUCAUUUACAUUCGCAAUUCCUGCUGCUCGAGCUCCUCCACCUGUUUGCUGGUGCAGCAAAGGAAAGUCUCCUGUUUUUAUUGAUCCGGAAUAUAGAGAAAAAUGCAUGAACAAGUUUUCUCCCACUCUGUCUCCUAUAAGGUCUGCUAUUGUUCGUCGUCAAGUCUACUUUCCUGAUAGGCGUUUGAUCCAGUUUGAUUGUGGGAAGUUGCAGGAACUUGCAAUUCUGUUAAGGCGUUUGAAGUCAGAAGGGCACAGGGCCUUGAUAUUUACUCAGAUGACUAAGAUGCUUGACGUCUUGGAAGAGUUCAUAAAUUUAUAUGGGUAUACAUAUUUACGUUUAGAUGGUUCUACUCCCCCAGAAGAGAGGCAGACUCUGAUGCAGAGGUUCAACACAAACCCAAAGUUUUUCCUUUUCAUUUUGUCCACUCGUAGUGGUGGUGUGGGAAUCAACCUUGUAGGUGCAGACACUGUCAUCUUCUAUGACAGUGACUGGAACCCUGCAAUGGACCUACAAGCACAGGACAGAUGCCACAGGAUUGGUCAGACUCGUGAAGUUCACAUAUAUAGAUUCAUUAGUGAAAGCACUAUAGAGGAGAACAUUCUCAAGAAAGCAAAUCAGAAACGAGCUCUUGAUGAUUUAGUGAUACAACGUGGUAGCUACAAUACGGAAUUCUUCAAGAAACUUGAUCCUAUGGAGUUCUUUUCCGGGCACACGUCUCUCCAUGUGGAAGAUCAGGAGAAGAAUUGCUCUACAACCGCGGGAGCUUCAAAUGAUGUGGAUCUGGCUCUGUCAAAUGCAGAUGUUGAAGCAGCUAUUAGACAGGCAGAAGAUGAAGUUGACUAUAUGGCUCUCAAGAAGCUGGAGGAGGAAGAAGCCGUGGACAAUCAAGAAUUCAGUGAGGAGGUUGCUGGCAGACCAGAGGAGGAUGAAUUGGUUAAUGAGGAGGAUGGAAAACCUGAUGAGCACAUUAAUGAAGAACACAAAUACAACUCUUCUGAUGUAGAGAAGGAGAAGCACAUAACUUUGUCUACCAAGCGAUUGAACGAUGAAAAGGCUCUUACAUUGGCUGUUGGUGAUGAAGAUACUGACAUGCUUGCUGAUGUGAAACAGAUGGCAGCUGCAGCAGCUGCAGCAGGGCAAGCAAGUUCAUCUUUUGAGAACCAGCUCCGGCCAAUUGAUAGAUAUGCAAUGCGCUUUAUGGAACUCUGGGAUCCAGUAAUUGACAAAUCUGCUGUGAAUCAUCAAGUAAAUGUUGAGGAGGAAGAAUGGGAGCUUGAUCGUAUUGAAAAACUCAAAGAGGAUUUGGAAGCAGAAAUUGAUGAAGACCAAGAACCACUGUCUUAUGAAUCAUGGGAUGUUGAUUUUGCUACAACAGCCUAUCGGCAACAUGUUGAGGCUUUAACUCAAAAGCAGUUGUUGGAAGAACAGGAAAGACAGGCUCAGGAAGCAGCAAAAGAGUUGGAGGAGAAGAAUGAUAAUAUGAGCAGUCACCGCAGAAAGUCAAAAAAGAACAAAAAGAAGACAAGCAAAUUCAAGUCCCUGAAAAGAGUGCGUUUGUCGUCUGAAUCAGAAGUCGUACUGGAGGAAACCUCUGUAGAUACAAUGAGCAUUGAUGACAAUGCACCCUCACCUGAGCUUAUAAGUGAUGAAUCGCCACACCAUUAUUCUAACAAGCGUAAGAAGAUUAUGUCUGCUACUGAGGAAGAUAGUAACAGCAGAAGUUUAAAGAAGUUUAAGAAAACUACUAAGUCAAGUUUUAUUUCUGAAGCCUUGUCACCUAGGCUGAAGGAGGACCUUAAUGAUUCAGAUCCAAAAUCAAUGGCUAGAACUAAAAGUGAUGGCAGAAUUUCCAUCCCUUGCAUGCCAGUAAAACGUGUUAUUGUAAUAAAGCCUGAGAGAUUGAAAAGGAAGGGAAUAUGGUCUCGAGAUUGUGCUUCAGACUCAUGGACAUCCGAGGAAGAUGCAGUUCUUUGUGGAACUGUGCAUGAGUAUGGUCCUCUUUGGGAAUUGGCAAGUGAUUUUCUUCAUUCCUUGCCAGGUGGGUCCUAUAGGGGAAGAUAUCAUCAUCCUGUGCAUUGCUGUGAGAGAUACAGAGAACUGUUCUGCAAACAUGCAAUAUCAGCAACAGAUAAUUCUAACAGUGAAAAGGUUCCUUCUGGGACUGGAAAGGCUAUACUUAGAGUAUCCGAGGAUCAAGCUCAGAUGUUGGUGAAUGUGACCAGUGAACUUCCUAACAAUGAAUUGCUUCUCCAGAAACACUUCAUGGCUGUAAUUUCGUCUGUCUGGAGAUCAAAAUGUCGCCGUGAUCCCUGCUGUUUUACGAAUACUUACUCUACUGCAUUACAUAUGUUUUCUCCUGUGAAGAAGCCUGGUGGAUCAAGUGAGAACUGGCCCAUGGUAAACUUUAGACCAAGCUUCAAUCUAGUUAGGAAAGCCCUUGCAGAUGCUCAGGCUAAGUCUACACUAAUGGUGAUUCCACCACCGUCGAGAAAUCAGGAAUACUGGCGGAAUUAUUUAGAAUUAGAGUUAGAUUUCUUGAAACAUCAACAUGCUUAUGAGGAAGACUUCCCAUCUGUAAUAAAUGUGUCCAUACUGGAACCAGAACCAUCCAAACAGGCUCCAGAGCCAGUGGAACAAUCGUUAUUGUCUGGAUUUUCUUGUAGACAAGCUGAGAACCGACUCAGGAUAGCAUCAGAAGCUUGUUAUGAUGGUGAUAGUUCUCAUUGGGCAUCAUCAGCUUUCCACAUGAAUGAUGCCACCCGCCAUAAAUCUGGUUCAAAGUCCAUAGGAAAGCACAAAGCAGCAUCGGAAUCUGGUAGACCUACCAAAUCCAAAGUCCAGAAGAUUACUGAAUCGCAUCAGGAAGGGCCAACUGUCAUGAGUAAUUUUCUCCAUAUGCCUGUUCAACUAUUGCCAAGUACAGCUGACUUCCACAUUAGUGACUCCCUAUCUGAAUUUGGUAUCAGUGAUUCUGAAUUCCACUACUCCGAGGAUCUCUUGCAAGAGGUCGACGAUCUCGAGUUCUUCCCAGAUCAGGGUGACUCUGGUCUCCUUCCUGGUAUUGAAGAGUUAGAACCUCUUUCAGAUUUCACAGAUAUCGGAUGA